Lottia gigantea (owl limpet) is the source of this 252-nucleotide messenger RNA. RefSeq lists its product as hypothetical. Gene Ontology annotation, biological process: DNA-templated transcription. The annotation marks the transcript as partial. Gene Ontology annotation, molecular function: DNA-directed RNA polymerase activity; DNA binding; protein dimerization activity. Gene Ontology annotation, cellular component: RNA polymerase I complex; RNA polymerase III complex. The transcript is spliced from 3 exons. Lineage: Eukaryota; Metazoa; Mollusca; Gastropoda; Lottiidae. The record is from RefSeq and is a predicted model, not a curated record.
GAUGAAUCUUGUAAAACAUUUGUCAUGCACAAUGAAGAUCAUACCUUGGGCAAUUCACUAAGAUAUAUCAUCAUGAAAAAUCCAGAAGUAGAAUUCUGUGGCUAUACAGUUCCUCAUCCAUCUGAAAAUAAAAUUAAUUUUAGAAUUCAAACUCGAGGUAAGCCUGCAGUUGAUAUAUUUAAGAAAGGUCUGGAAGAUUUAAACAAACUCUGUGAACAUGUACUUCAAACUUUUGAGGUGGGUUUUACUUAG